CCUCCUCCUCUUCUCUCUCGCGGAAUUGCGCCUCCUCUGCCUCCUCCUCCUCUUGGAUGAUCAUGGCGCCGGCUUGGUAGAGCGGCAGGGCUUCCUGAUUCUUGGAUCGAGCGGCGGCGGCGGCGGCGGCGAUGGAGGCAAAUGCAGGUCUCAUUGCUGGAUCUCACCAGAUGAAUCAGCUGGUGGUCAUCCCGGGCGACGGGGUGAAGCCGCUCAACAGCGUCAACAGCGAGAUGUGCCAGAUUUGUGGCGACGAGGUGGGCGUGAGCGCGAAUGGCGAUUUGUUCGUCGCCUGCAACGAAUGUGGCUUCCCGGUCUGCCGUCCUUGCUACGAGUACGAGCGCAAAGAUGGCAACCAGUCGUGCCCCCAGUGCAAAUCACGCUACAAGCGCCAGAAAGGGAGUCCGAGAGUGGAGGGUGACGAGGAAGAAGACGACGUCGACGACUUGGACAAUGAAUUUAAGGCGCUUCCUCAGCAGCAAACGACCGAGGAAAUGCUCCAGGGGCACAUGAGCUAUGGACGUGGCGACGAGGAGAAUGUUCACGUUGUUACACCGGGACUUCCUCUUCUCACCAAUGGUCAAGAGGGCGUGGAUCCCAAUGAGAUACCCCCAGAACACCAUGCACUGGUCAUUCCAAGCCAUAAACGUGUUCAUCCUAUGUCGGAUGACUUCUCAGUGAGGUCUAUGGAUCCGACGAAGGAUCCGUCUGCCUACGGCUAUGGAAGUGUGGCUUGGAAGGAGCGACUCGAAAGCUGGAGACACAAGCAGGAGAAAAUGUCCAUCAUGAUGACUGAAGGUGCUCAGCAUUUCUCAGACGGUAAAGGUGGCGGUGACUACGGGGCUGACGGUCCAGAUGCGCCACUGACGGAUGAAUCGCGUCAGCCAUUGUCGAGGAAGAUUCCAAUUGCUUCCAGCAAGAUCAAUCCUUACCGAAUGAUUAUCAUCAUCCGACUGGCUGUUCUGGGAAUUUUCUUGCGCUAUCGAAUCCUCAACCCCGUUAAGAACGCCUACGGACUUUGGCUCACCUCGGUUAUUUGCGAAAUUUGGUUUGCCUUCUCUUGGAUCCUGGAUCAGUUCCCAAAGUGGUUUCCGAUCAAUCGUGAAACUUAUUUGGAUCGACUCUCUCUGAGAUACGAGAGAGAUGGCGAGUCCCAGCUAUCUUCAGUGGAUAUCUACGUGAGUACCGUGGAUCCUCUGAAGGAGCCGCCGCUGGUUACAGCCAACACAGUGCUCUCCAUUCUCGCAGUCGACUAUCCCGUAGACAAAGUGUCAUGCUACGUGUCUGACGAUGGUGCAGCCAUGUUGACAUUCGAGGCACUGGCAGAAACAUCCGAGUUUGCACGUAAAUGGGUGCCGUUUUGCAAGAAGUUCAGCAUCGAGCCUCGAGCUCCAGAGAUGUACUUUGCUCAGAAGAUCGACUACCUUAAAGACAAAGUCCAGCCGACAUUUGUGAAAGAUCGUCGUGCGAUGAAGAGAGAAUACGAAGAAUUCAAAGUGCGGAUCAAUGCUCUUGUCGCCAAGGCACAUAAGAUGCCUGAAGAAGGUUGGACAAUGCAGGAUGGAACACCCUGGCCAGGGAACAACACGAGAGAUCAUCCAGGAAUGAUCCAGGUCUUCCUCGGCCACAGUGGAGGACAUGACACAGAUGGUAACGAGCUGCCUCGUUUAGUAUACGUCUCAAGAGAGAAACGACCUGGCUUCAAUCACCACAAGAAGGCCGGUGCAAUGAACUCAUUGGUCCGAGUCUCGGCUGUUCUUACAAAUGCUCCAUUCUUGUUGAAUCUGGAUUGUGAUCACUACAUCAAUAACAGCAAGGCCUUGCGGGAAGCAAUGUGCUUCAUGAUGGAUCCUCUGGUUGGGAAGCGUGUGUGCUACGUCCAAUUCCCUCAGAGGUUCGAUGGCAUUGAUAUUCAUGAUCGAUAUGCCAACAGAAACACUGUCUUCUUUGAUAUCAACUUGAGAGGCUUGGAUGGUGUUCAAGGCCCCGUGUACGUCGGUACAGGAUGUGUGUUCCGCAGGCAGGCCUUAUAUGGAUAUGAACCACCGGUGAAGAACAACUCGUCCAAGAAGAGCUCGUGUUGCUGUGGACCUCGUAAGAAGUCCAAGGCCUCCAAGACCAAGAGAAUGGACUCGGACAAAAAGAAGCUCAACAGGACCGAGUCCAACGUCUCAGCCUUCAGUUUGGAAGGCAUUGAAGAAGGCUUGGAAGGUAAUAACGGCUGUCGAGAGCACUCGACUUACUUACCAUCUUCUUACGCAGGAUAUGAAAACGAGAAGUCGGCCAUCAUGUCCCAGAAGAGCUUCGAGAAGAGAUUUGGCCAGUCGUCCGUGUUCAUUGCUUCAACACUGGCUGAAAAUGGUGGCGUUCCAGAGGCUGCUUCUCCAGCAGCACUGCUGAAAGAAGCAAUCCAUGUCAUUAGUUGCGGCUACGAGGACAAGACCGAUUGGGGAAAAGAGAUUGGAUGGAUCUAUGGUUCAGUCACGGAAGAUAUCUUGACAGGGUUUAAGAUGCAUGCCCGCGGGUGGCGGUCAAUCUACUGCAUGCCUCCUCGAGCAGCAUUCAAGGGAUCAGCUCCAAUCAACCUGUCAGAUCGUCUCAACCAGGUGCUGCGGUGGGCUCUGGGAUCCGUGGAGAUUAUGCUUAGCAGGCAUUGCCCGAUAUGGUAUGGCUAUGGCGGCGGCCUCAAGUUUCUGGAACGAGUAGCGUACAUCAACACCAUCGUCUAUCCCCUCACCUCCAUUCCGCUGCUCGCGUACUGUACUCUCCCCGCCGUGUGCUUGCUGACCAACAAGUUCAUCAUCCCAGAGAUCAGUAACUUCGCGAGUCUCUUCUUCAUCUCGCUCUUCAUCUCCAUCUUCGCGACGGGUAUCCUGGAGAUGCGGUGGAGCGGCGUCGGGAUCGAUGAGUGGUGGAGGAACGAGCAGUUCUGGGUCAUUGGUGGCGUCUCUGCGCACUUGUUCGCAGUCUUCCAGGGUCUCCUCAAGGUGCUGGCCGGUAUCGACACGAACUUCACGGUCACAUCCAAGACCUCGGACGACGAAGAAUUCGGCGAGCUCUACGCGUUCAAGUGGACGACGCUGCUCAUCCCUCCCACCACUCUGCUCGUCAUCAACAUGAUCGGAGUGGUGGCGGGGAUCUCCGACGCCAUCAACAACGGAUACCAGUCGUGGGGGCCGCUGUUUGGGAAGAUCUUCUUCGCCUUCUGGGUGAUCGUCCACUUGUAUCCCUUCCUCAAGGGGCUCAUGGGACGGCAAAACAGGACGCCCACCAUUGUCGUCGUGUGGUCGGUUCUCCUCGCCUCCAUCUUCUCGCUGCUGUGGGUCAGGAUCGAUCCAUUCCUUCCAAAGACCAAGGGGCCAAACCUUCAGCAAUGCGGUAUCAACUGCUAGGUGGGAGCUACUCUCUUUUUUCUCGCUCUCUUUCUCCUUGUGCUUCUCUCGCUCUAUCACCGAAGUGGGAAAAGGUGGUACAAGGUUUGUGGUGGUUUUUUUGUGUAGAUUUCUGUAAACACGAACGAAGGUUUAUAGUCUUUUUAUUAGGAAUAAAUAUAUUUUGGUACUCUCUC
Messenger RNA from Selaginella moellendorffii, 3568 nucleotides. Its product is annotated as probable cellulose synthase A catalytic subunit 5 [UDP-forming]. The record is from RefSeq and is a predicted model, not a curated record. Gene Ontology annotation, molecular function: cellulose synthase (UDP-forming) activity. The transcript has 13 exons. NCBI's taxonomy places the organism in Eukaryota, Viridiplantae, Streptophyta, Lycopodiopsida, Selaginellales, Selaginellaceae. Gene Ontology annotation, cellular component: plasma membrane; trans-Golgi network. Gene Ontology annotation, biological process: cellulose biosynthetic process; plant-type primary cell wall biogenesis. The coding region runs from base 132 to 3392 and encodes 1086 amino acids.